Messenger RNA from Tetrahymena thermophila SB210, 2259 nucleotides. Its product is annotated as kinase domain protein. Gene Ontology annotation, cellular component: plasma membrane. The transcript is spliced from 10 exons. NCBI's taxonomy places the organism in Eukaryota, Ciliophora, Oligohymenophorea, Hymenostomatida, Tetrahymenidae. Gene Ontology annotation, molecular function: calcium-activated cation channel activity. The record is from RefSeq and is a predicted model, not a curated record.
AUGGCUUCGCUUAUUAACAAUUCAUUUAAUGAUCAAACUUAUCUUCAUAGCUUUAGCAACAAUAGAGGCAAUUUUAUGGACUUGAUUCCACCUGAUUGGGAGAAGGCAAAAAAACAUGCACAAUCUAGAGAAACAAAACCUGAGAGAAGCAAAACAUCAGACAAUGAUUAUGAAGAUAUUUGUGAAUGUUGUGGCUAUGAAAUUAAUAGAAUUCCUAUAAAUUUAUUUGUUGCAAAUAUAAAACUUGGAUUUUUAGGUUCUGGUUUUCCUCUCUAUUUUAGCUAUUUAAAUAUCUGUAUCCUUAUGUUAUUAUUCUUAAGUCUUAUUUAAGGCCUUCCUACUGCUGCAUUCUAUAGUUUAGAUUCUUUUUGUUAAAAAUCAUAACUUGAAGUAUAUGAUUGGAUGAAGUAUUAGCAAGCUAAUAUUAAUAGUGUAAAAAGAGUUUAGCCAUGCCCAAAUCUUUUAGUAAAUGAAUUAUCUUUGGCAAAUACAAUUGAUUAAAUUAAAGAAGGUGGUUCGUUAUAAUUUUCGAUUGUUGCCAUGCUAUUCUAAGUAAUAGCAUGUUUUGAAUUUAGAAAAAAUUUGAGAUAAACUGAAGUUGAUGUAGAUCAAAAGUUUACAACUCCUACUGACUACUCAGUUUGGAUUAAACUAAUUCCAAAAAAUUUGAAAAAUAUAUAACAAACAAUCAAAGAUCACUUUGCAUUAUAAAAUAAAACAGUAGAAAAAGUAAACCUGAUCUAUAAUAUUGAUGAAAUUUAAGAACUGGAACUUAAAUAUAAAAAUCUUAUAAAGAAAAAGUAAGAAUAUCUUAAAAAAAAUGGAAUAAAUUCCAAAGAUGAAGAGCUAUUUUAGAUAUAAGUAGAAAUAAACAAUGUAAAUAAUGAGAUCUUAGAAAAAUAAACUCUCAUUCCCUUAUAGCCAGAGAAGUUUACUGGACAAGCAUUUGUAAGUUUUUCCACAGAGCAAGAAAAAGAUUAAGUAUUAGAUGAGCAUGUACCAGGAUUUUUUACAAAGUUACUUAAUUAUUUAUAUAAUGGAAGGCUAGAAAGGUAUAAUGAUACUUAAAAAAUAGGCAAAGAAAAAAUUUUAAUCAUAGAAGCUCCUGAACCUAAUGAUAUAGACUGGGAAUUUGCUCACUGCUCUAAUCGUGAUAGAUAAAUCUCAAAUAUUUAUUCAACAUUUAUGUGGAUACUUUUGAUGCUUUUGAGCUUGGGAUUGGUUUUACUAUUAAAAUACAUUUAGUCUUUGUAAGUAUAAAAGGCCUAUAGUAGAUUACAUGAAAUUCAUGCUUUAGAUGAAGCUAAAAAUAAAAUUAAAAUAGAAAAAAUUUUAUAGGAAAUUUAAAAUAGCUUUUAUUGGGACUAAAUAUUUUGUUUUCUACUGUCUAUAUCUAUAGCUUUAUUCAAUUAACUCGCUCUUCCCUAUUUAGUUGGGCUUAUAGUUAAAAUGGAGAAAUAAAGUACUAAAACUAAAAUGAAUACUUCUUUUGCUUUUAAGUUAGCAAUACCUCUUUUUUUAAAUACUGCUUUAUCUAGCUUUUUUACAGACAUUUUUUUUUUCUAAAAUUACUAUGGCUACGGAGGUAACAUGGUAUAUAGCGUUACUCUUAAUUUAAUUUUAAAUGCAACUUUACCAAAUAUCUUAUGGGUUAUUGAUCCUUGGUCCAUUAUUAAGAACAAAAAAAGAGAAAAAGAACUACAAAACAAAGAAAAUUCGGUUCUUACUUAGAGAGAAGCUAAUGAGUUGAUGGAACUUCCAAGUUAUUCGAUUGGUUGGAGGUAUGCAGAUACUACAAAAACGAUGUGGUUAACUUUUUUUUUCUCUCCCUUAGUACCUAUAUGCACUUUUAUCUCUCUUUUAGGGAUGAUUUUUUAUUACUUGCUUGAUAAAUAUAAUCUAAUAUAUAGAAGAACAGUCAAAGAAUCUAUUGGAUAUGAUUUAUCAUUUGAAAUGCUUGAAUUAAUUGAAUUUAAUGUCUUCUUGCAUUGUAUGGGUAACUUUAUUUUCAGAUGGAUCCUUGGCUAAUAUAUAGACUAUUUUAGUUUAGGAUUAUUUUGCAUAUCAAUUAUAUUUAUUAUAUUGCCACUCUAAUUAAUUAAUGAAUGGAUUUUUGAAAUUGUAAGUAUCUAAGAAGUCAAGCCUUACAAGUAAGUAAAAGACUAGUUUGAUACAGAUUAUGAAAGGGAAAACCCUAUCACAAAAAAUAAAGCUUUAGAGUUUUUCUAAUUAGCAAGAUAAUCAAAAACUGAAGUAUGA